CCGUCUCACUUGACACAUGUCCAUUGUACGUGUGCUAACUUUCUCUCGCUGCACAGAUAGACUACUACUGUAUUUUUACCAUUUUUCUUUCACCUCAUAUUUGCUGUCAAAUGCUGAUACUGUGUGGGAAUGCAUAAAGGGAUUCCGCCUCAGACAGAUCAUCCAAUCAUCAUGCAGAAGCCGAGCAUCCGGGCCAGCCCACUGCCCCGUAGACCCCCCAGAGAAGCUGAGUGUCCGAGGGGCAGGACAACACCCAGCAUUUAUCAAAUGGCCGUCCAGUUUCGCACAGUGGAACAGCCCACUCUACGCCUCCCCAUCAAAGCCAGUAGAUGCUCAGCGGCCGACUGUGCUGUGGCGCUUCAGGGAUGAAUGAGAAGGUACCUGUGAUAAGUAGCUGAUUCUGAACAAAAGAUGAACGUAUUCUAGAGCAUAUUUAGUCAAUGAAGUGUACAUAUAGCAGUACAUAUUUCACCGCUUUUUUGGGGGGGACAUUUUAGGGGAAGCUGAGCUUCCCUUGCAGUCUUAGAGCAAUCACCACUGAUUUCAAUGGAGCAUGGGAACUGUUCACUGGUCACAACAGCCCCCCUACCGCUGAAGGGGACAACAAUGUUUAGCAGCUAAUAGCGCUGGAGCGUCUGCCAACGGACUGGCCUCAGCUGGAACCUACACCCAUGAAGCUGGGUUUUGAUCCUACUAUGAGGAACUAAGCGGAAUUCCGUUCUUAUCACAGAAAUCUGACCAGAACUGGACUUAGGAGACCAAAAGGGGGGUAAUUAUUAUGACAAAAACGCUGAGCUCCUGAACAAAAUGAUACAUCCAGCCAACUGCCACACCCUGUCAACCAGUAUAAAUAUAUGAAGGACCAGUGGUCACCAUCCAGUCAGCACAGAGGCAAUUGAAGAUUUCUCUUUGUUGAUGGUCUUUGGUCACUGAUUCAAUCUUUACCAACCCACUAUCCCCACAAAACAACAACAUGCACAAGCUAAUUCUUCUUGCAGGUCUCUGUGCGAUCAUCACUGGGAUGAGCGCUACCAAAAGACUGGUGUGUCACUAUGACAGCGCGUCAGUCCAAAACCGAGGGCCAGGACAUUUCAAAAUUUCAGACAUCGAUCCCACUCUGUGUAGUCAUCUGGUCUAUAGCUUUGUCGCCAUUGACAACUUUGGGAAGCUUGGUAUUAUUCCUGGGGACAUACCACAAUUCUACGCUUUCAAUGCUCUAAAGAACAGUAAUCCACAGCUUAAAACCCUUCUGGAGGUCAAUCUGAUGCUUAACUUCCCUGCACUCCACACCAUGAUAAGCACACCAAAUGGCAGAAGCAGCUUUAUUGGUUCAGCAAUCGAUGCGGUGCAAGAAUAUGGGUUUGAUGGGUUGAACGUCUUCUGGAUGAAUAGAAUGAACUAUCCAACACUUAACCCGCAACUGUUCUCAGAGCUUAUUAUGGAACUGAGAGCGGCCUUCGAGGGUCUACUACUCACUGCUAGCAUCUCUGCUGUGGAAUCAGUCAUUGAUGGCAGUUAUGAUGUCCACACAAUUGCCAAUAACGUAGACUUCUUGAAUGUGAUGACGGCAGGCAUUGACAUCAACUUUAUGUCUCAGCCCAGCGACACGGGGUUUGAGCGAACGAUAUCGGCAGCUGCAUACUUGGCCAGCAAUGGAGCACCACAGAAUAAGCUUAACUUGGGUAUUGCGGCAUAUGGACGAGCCUUUGCUGAGACACUUGGGUUGAGUGAACCAGACAAAACUAAGCCACUGCAAGGUUACCUUACUGAUAGACCAGGUCUCUGGACCUAUUAUGAGGUUUGCCAUCACCUGUCUGAGAGUACAAGCCAGAUUGCCAAUGCUUUUGUUGGCUAUGACAGCUUGCCAACCAUAGUUGCAAAGGCUGACUUUAUCAACAACCACGCUGGAGGAGCCUUUGUCAUGUCCAUCAACCUGGAUGACUUCAGUGGGAACUACUGUGGUCUAGGCAAUUAUCCUGUCAUCCAAACCCUGCAUGAUGAGUUGACUACACUACCUGCAUCUAGAUGACGGACUGCACCAGCAUCUUGAUGAUUCAUUAUUCACUAACUUACUCCAAAGAUCAACGGUUUCAUGAUUAAACAAUAGGGUCUUACUUCAGUGUUAUAAAGAAGAAAUACAACAUUUUGGUGGCUGAUGGGAAAAUUAAUUAAUAAAUGUAAUGUAUCUCCGACAGUUGAAAUGUUACCUCACUGUGGGACAAUUGUUUUUUGGUAGAUUCAAAUAUACUGAAGUUAAUUGUGGUGUAAUCAGUAGAUGAUUAUAUACUGUAUAUAACGAUGCAGGUGUUGCAGAUUAUUCACAUUGAUGAUUAUUGUGACUACGUGUUCAUGAAGACCACCAGAGCAGUGAUACACAUCAGACUUCAUUCAUCCGGUGAUUGUGGGUAACCCAA
This is a messenger RNA of Dunckerocampus dactyliophorus (ringed pipefish), 2414 nucleotides long. RefSeq names its product acidic mammalian chitinase-like. The record is from RefSeq and is a predicted model, not a curated record. Lineage: Eukaryota; Metazoa; Chordata; Actinopteri; Syngnathiformes; Syngnathidae. The transcript is spliced from 16 exons. Gene Ontology annotation, biological process: chitin catabolic process; carbohydrate metabolic process. Gene Ontology annotation, cellular component: extracellular region. Bases 974 to 2029 code for a protein of 351 amino acids. Gene Ontology annotation, molecular function: chitin binding; chitinase activity.